AAUCGUAAUCAGCUGUAAUAAAUAUGCACAGAGGCUAAUGAGCUCUGGCGGCGUAAUAACUUCAGAGACUACAGUUGCUGAACGGAGAAUCUCGAAGAGUUAUGAAGCGACCCUAUGUUUUUUGGACUCUAUUUUUGUUUUGCUGGGCCGUCGAACUUACACUUGGUAAGAUUUUUGACUGUUACUAAUUAUGUCUCUGUUACAAAACAUUUAAAUCGUGAACACCUUGAGAAGUUAAGGACCUGGAAAAUGCUUAGAGUAUGGUGAAUUUAAAGCAAAGCUAAGAUGAUAAAAAAGUUCAACAAUGCAACCAGCGACUUGGAAGUACUGUUCAAGUUGUCGCAACAAAAAUUGAAGCUAACAUGAAAUUAAGAUAAUGACAAAGUACGAAUGUUACUGAAUAAUUUUUUUAAUGGCAAAGAUACAGAGAGUUUAAUUUUCUGAUUAUAUGGCUCGUUCAGAGGUCGAGAGACAAUAUAAUAGAAAUAAUCGUUCUUAUCGACUUCAGUGUCAAUUUAAAUACCCAUUGCAUGCAAGUCUUUUUUUCAAAUGUUGUAAGAAAAAGAAAACAGCAGUUUAAAUAAAAGAAAAAAAGGGAUUUUUCUAUGAGUUGAAAGAAGAGCUCGGAUUGAAACCAAUUUUAAAAAAACUUCAAAGCUUAUUAAAAAACAGUUCACUAAAAAUUUUCAUUUGAAUGGUCUGUUUAGAGUUACAAUUUGUAGAUUCCUACAAGCACUAUCCACACACUGCAUUACAAACAGUAGCAUAUGACAAACGCGCUGCUCAAAUAAAUUGCUUUGUACGAUUUUAUAACUUGACUUCGCCGAUCGAGUUUAAAGGCGUGCAUUUAAUCGGAUGAGUUUGCAGACCCAUAUCAACUCAAUUUUUCCCCUCUAGUUUAUGUAUUUCCUUUGAAUUCCUUUUCGUAAAAUAGCGAAGCCAGUGACAUAAAAAAUGAAUAAAGUACUACUUUGUAUUCACACUAACUUUCGAAUAUGCGUGUUUGCAAUGAUUUCUAAUGCAUAAAAUAUCUGCACGAUGAAAAACAGUCAACUAUCUUAACGAGCAAUUCUUUAAGAUACAUCUCCCUGAAAUGGACACCGAGCAUCGGUUCCUGAAGUUCGUCAGUCACUUUCUUAGAGUCUCUAAAAGGCGUUAGGCUCUCUAUUCUGUACAAUCUCUCUAAGACCGGCACUUCUUGAGGGUCCCAACAGUGUUCACACAAAAGCCACAUUUGGAAAGAGAGAAUGCAAUUUUAACUAAGGUUAUUAAGAAGCUAUUUCAAUAACAUACCGGAGAGCUCCUGCAUCGGCACAAAAACCACAUCGGAUAGGCUUUUUGUUCUCAUAUAAGAACGAAGCGGUUUCUGCGACGAGGCGAAGCUGCAUCUCGCCGAUCUCCAUCGAUCUUCGUGGCAGUGUAAACUGGUGUUCAUGCCAGACCGGAGUAUUUUUGGAUCAAUCUAGGGUUCUGGGAAACUGCCCACCCACCCCUCCCCUAAGCCAUCAUUUUGCCUUAAGCAAGAAGAGUUAAUGGCACAGUUGUUAAGCAAUAUGUAAGAGUUUGUAAUUUUCGAUUCAUCGAUUUUUGAAUUUUGAUCGGCAAACCUUACCGGUGUUUAACGUCAUGAAGAAUACAAGAGUUUGUUUUUCACUCAUUUUCCAGCUUAUAUGAAGAAUAUGUUUUCACUCCGGUCCUCUUCUUAUGAUCUUCGUGGCAACUCCAUUCUCUCACUUAGUAAACCUAAAACAACUACGUAUGGUCUUAACUCCUUUUCCUACUUUUUAGCUAAGCAAAGAAAUGCACUGCCGGACCUUUUUCGUACAUUUGUCUAGUUUUUUUUUGCAGACUUUAAGAACAAAAUACAGGAUGUUACCUUCAUGUAGAUUCUUUUUGCUUGACGUACUUAAACUUAAAAUUGUGAAUUGUAAAUAUUUUCUUUUCUUUUAUGCCUUUAUUAUUAACAUUAUUAUUAUUAUUAUUAUUAUUAUUACUUAUAAUGCAUUUAAUGUAUAUAUUUAUGUAGUGUCACCUCGAAGAUAUUAGCUUGUUAGCUACUCUAAAAUUCGAGUAUAAAUAGAGUUUAUGUUAUGUUAUGUUGCCAUCUUUUUAAAGAGCUUGAGUGUCUUAGCAUCAAUUGAAUUCCAAAAAUAAUGGUCCCGUUUUGUUAGUUAAGACAAUGUUCAGGCAUUAAAACCGUUUCUCAUCGCUUACUGCUACGGUGGCAAGGCGAAGGUGGAUUGAAACGUGAAAAAAUUGGGCCAAUUUUUCAAGUUUCAAUGUUAUAGCUACAACAAAACACCCCCAAAAUGAUCAACGUUAGGGCUUCCUGAUGAAAUUUUUUCUAUACCAUUUUUAUAACGCUAAAGGAGCAUUUUUGAGUUUUGUUUUUAAUAAAGGCACUUAGCAAUGACUUAAACACAAAAUUCACCGAAAAAAACAACAUCCUCGUGACAGACUCUCUUAACACUCUAAUUUCCCCACAGGUAACCAUCCUAAGCCACCAAAGCCAGCCAACGGAACCCUAAGCUGUAUAGAUAUUAUCUGGGAUGAAAUUUGCCAGGUUGCUUGCGAGAAAGGAUUUGUACCAGAGAAACCCCAUGCAAAGUCCUAUAUUUACAAUAAAUUUACUGGAAAAUGGACUACUGAGCCAGAAGGAGGUGAAUUUCCUUGGGCUCCCUGUGUUAAAAGAAAGAGUGACUAAUGGCCGAUUUACACGGUACGAUUUUUGCUUACUUAUAGUAUCGUCAGGGGUUUCGUUUCGGGCCGGACGCCGGACGCAACGUCCGGUUGUUUAACAUGUAACUCCCGGUAGUUCACACACGAAAUAGUUAUAUUUUCUAAGUGUGAAAAUUAUUUUUUUCCAUUUAUUAACCAAAGAAAGAUUUAACCCUUAUUUUGCUCACUUAAUUAUGUAAUGCAUAUAAUCGAAAAAAACAGAGAUAAUUCCUGUCAUACACAUAAUUAUAAUUGCCAAAUCAAUCAAAUAUUCAUUUUCGUGAGCAUUUUUUAACGCCUUAAAAGACCUUCCCGGUUACCAAUUCCGGUUCGGGGAACGCAGGAAAUUGCAUUUUAGAGAGUCCAAUUUUACAAAUUUCCGGGGGGGGGGGGGCCAUGCCCCCGGACACCCCUAGAAGUUCGUGCCUCAGCAACUCAAAGUUUGCGCCAGCGGUGCACGUCCGCCAGCUGAACCACUGCAUCCGGAACUUCCAAAUUCUACCGAAAACCCUGUACUAUCUCGCGCGACUAGCAUGCGUCAUGACUUCACGACAGAUCGUGUCGUGUAAAUUAGACCCGCGACAUUCCUACAACACAUUGUGGAUGUCGUAAGUGUAAAUUGUUCGCCUGUGGAUGGUCGAAAGUUAUGAUGCAUGCUAGUCCCUCUUGCUGGGUUACCCUCCCUCCCUGUAAACAGGCCUUAAAGGUCGAUUGACACGAUUCGAUUUGCCAGGGCCCAAAUUUGGCACCCGAGGGAGUAAAUGCGGGUCCAGCUAAUCAAGAAAAGAGACUUCAGUUAUUGUUUACGCAUUGCGGACCCACCCCCUAUUGCUUCUUGACGGCACGGUGGCUGCAUCCUUAAAUUCAAAGACCAUACACAAAUAAUCGAAUAGACCUUUUCAAGGAUACGACGGCCAUAUUGAAUUUAUUAGUUUUAAGGAGUAUUAUGGGAUGCCCAGGGGGCACUCGCUCAGUAUUUAAGCGCGCUUUUCGGGCAAAAAGAGAAAUUCGUCGUGUAUUUUUCGGGAAAAAUGCGAUCAUUAUUACAUCCAAACACGGCACAACGAUCUUUUUUUCCCAUUACAUUCUUUUUCUAGGAAAACGUAAAGAAAAAUUGGCCUGAAAAGCGCGCGUAAUUACUGAGCGAGUAUAUCGGAUCGUGCUCAUGCCCCCUGGGCAUCCCAUAAUACUCCUUAAAUCUAAUUAAUUCAAUAUGGCUGUCGUAUCGAUAAAAAGGUCAAUUGCAACACAUGACUCAGUUAUUGACUCUAGAAGUGAGUGGUUUAGGCUUUCAGAUUUGUUUUCGCACUUUCUUUGUAAAGGUUUUCACUACUUAACAAAUCUUGUUUUGUUUACUCUACAGUUAAAAAAAAUGAAGUGAACAAGUAAUGAAAAUUUCAAGCAAAAUCAGCUCAGGCAGGAACUUACAUGGUUCAAGA
Messenger RNA from Porites lobata, 4157 nucleotides. The record is from the annotation of a GenBank genome assembly. NCBI's taxonomy places the organism in Eukaryota, Metazoa, Cnidaria, Anthozoa, Scleractinia, Poritidae.